Molecule: messenger RNA, 969 nt
Organism: Aspergillus steynii IBT 23096
Lineage: Eukaryota; Fungi; Ascomycota; Eurotiomycetes; Eurotiales; Aspergillaceae
Product: putative thiamine pyrophosphokinase
Exons: 2
Coding region: 1-969 (322 amino acids)
Molecular function (GO): 8-oxo-dGDP phosphatase activity
Source: RefSeq, a predicted model, not a curated record
AUGGGUAAAUGGCUGGAUGUGGUCAGGGACUGUGACAACUUUCCCUACGCUGAAGAUGAAGACUCGACACAUAAGCGACAGUACGGCCAUGAGUCCCUAUGGAAGUUCUUUCUUCCCGAAGACCCCAGACCUCAUGGUUUGAUGGUCGAGUCGGUAGUAACACAGAUGCCAUGGACAUCUGACUUCCGGGUGAUCUCUACGGCAGACAGAAAGGAAGUCCAUCUUCUACGACCCGAGAGCGAACAAAACUGGCAAGAUCAGUGUUCCAAGAUCAUCGAGAGACAAAUAGCCGUCGCCAGAGAAACAAAGGCUUUGCCAAACCUAGGGAUACCACGACACGAGGAGUUUCCUAUUGUGGGGGCUCGGUUUCCCGUGGGGAUCGAUCGUUCUGCCUUUUCGAUGUUCGGUGUUAUCGGCCGUGGCGUCCACAUGACGGUGUACACCCAGACCGACUCGGGAGUCAAAUUCUGGGUGCCGCAGCGAAAUGCCAACAAGUCGACUUACCCGGGCUGCUUGGACAACACAGUCGCCGGUGGGAUGGCCACAGGAGAGGAGCCCUUGGAGUGCCUGCUUCGUGAAGCAACAGAGGAGGCUGGGAUGUCGGAAGACAGCCUUCGGAAGGAGGUACGAGCCGCAGGCACAGUGACCUGGAUCAACAUCAGCGAUGAGCGAUCGGGAGGCCAGCCGGGGCUGAUUAACCCCGGGGUGCUGUACGUCUACGAUCUGGAAGUGAAGCCCGACGUGGUCUUCCAGCCGGUGGAUAACGAUAUCGAAGCAUUUCACUUGAUGGAUGCGGAAGAGGUGAAGCAAGCUUUGCUGAGCGGCAGGUUCAAACCAGCGAGUGGCUCUGUCAUGCUGGAUUUCUUCAUUCGACACGGUCUCAUCACGCCUGAGGAUGAAAAGGACUACGCGGAGAUUGUAUCUCGGCUGCACAGAAAACUUCCCCUGCCGUCGUAUUCGUAUCUUUAG